Molecule: messenger RNA, 976 nt
Organism: Oreochromis aureus
Lineage: Eukaryota; Metazoa; Chordata; Actinopteri; Cichliformes; Cichlidae
Exons: 6
Coding region: 71-673 (200 amino acids)
Source: RefSeq, a predicted model, not a curated record
CUUCCUUAUAAGAGUCCAGCUGUUGUGGUCUUGCUGUAGUAUACAGCUGCCUGUCAUUUGACUUGUCGUCAUGUUCCUUCGUUGUUGUCUGGCUUUGCUGGCUCUCUCUUCGCUCUCUGGUGCGUCUGAUCCAGGCUGUGAAGAACUCAUUAAGCCUCUGGAGGAUCGUAGCAAGCUUUUGGGAAAAUGGAUAUUUUACGCUGCAACAUCAGACAGCGAAGAGCAAUUGAAAGAGCUUAAAACUGUGCACAGCUUCUGGGUCGAACAGACAUCCAUACCUGACAGUGAAGACAUGCCCAGUCGCUUUGGACGCAAAGCGGAUGGCAAAUGUUAUCAUGGAAAUGUCACUGCCACCUUCUUAGGAAACUCUUCCACAGACACGUAUUACUAUAACUCUACCAGUUAUGAGCAUAUUGGCAAGUAUCUGGCCACUUGCCCCGACUGCAUGCUUUGGACAGACCACUCGGUGUCAGAGAUCGGCGGCAAAACCACAAAAAGCAGAGGCUUCAGGAUCUUCACAAAGACUGGGACACUGGAGGCCUCUCAUCUCGAAGUCAUCAAGAAACAGGCUGAGUGCCUCAACUUCACACUAGAUUUAUACUUUGCAAACACUACAGAUCUGUGUCCGUAUGAAAGUGAAGCUGUAACAGAUGCAAGACGGGACGAACAAUAGAGAAAAACACAUUUAAGCUCCUUUCACCCGAUCUCUCAGAUCUAUCCUGUAACCUGAAAUUACUCAAGUGUUUGAAGUGUGUAUUCAGAUGUGUAUCACAGAUGUGCUGACAGAUGUGGAGAAAGCGCUCUUUCAUCUUGCAGUGGGUUCAGUGCAGGACAAGGAGUUUGUAACAGUGUUAACUAUGGCUGGGGGAUUUUUGUGUGAAUAGGUGCAAUAGACUGAUUUUACAUUUACUACAAGAUGCAGUAAACUGUGAUUUCUGAUUUUUCUUGUAUUCACAUAAAGAUUUACAGAAAGAAA